AUGCUUGUGUCAAAGCUGUUUCUGGCUGCGGCCACUUUGUCGACUUCUAGUACCGCGCGCUCUGUUCUCCAGGAUGGGGUGCAAGAGGUACUUGGAGAGGACAAGGCGUCUGAUUUCCAGUGUGACCUCACGUCGUCCCUCGACCCUUCGAGAGACGGACUGCCCGCGGCGCGAGAGUUGUUUUCUGGCGACAAGGGUUUGAAGCUGCAGGUCCAAAGACACACCGGAAUCGUUCAGAUACCGUCCAUCUCGUACGAUGACAACGGGGAGCCAGGGGAGGAUCCGAGAUGGGACGUGUUCUACACCCUACACAAGGCCUUUGCUUUGAUAUAUCCCAAUCUCCAUCUUCGAAUGGCCCGCGAGACCGUCAACACCUUUGGUCUAGUAUACACAAUUACGGGAAAAAAUCCUUCUCUCAAGCCUCUAAUGCUGGCCGCACAUCAGGACGUGGUCCCAGUGGCGGAUGCUUCUACCUGGAAGUACCCGCCCUUCUCUGCUCAUUUCGACGGACAAUGGUUAUGGGGCAGAGGCGCGGCAGAUGACAAGAACAGUCUGACCAGCUUGAUGUCUGCCCUCGAAGCACUGCUGUCAAACCCCUUGUGGAUACCUAAGCGUACUAUCAUUCUUGCCCUUGGGUUUGAUGAAGAAUGUUCUGGACGCCGAGGUGCUGGCACCAUAGGUCCAUAUCUGGAGGAAUUGUAUGGCCCAAACUCAAUGGCAUUGAUUCUCGACGAGGGUGGCAUGGGGUUGGAGCUGCUCGGCAAUGACACGCUCUAUGCCCUCCCCGCGGUCAUGGAAAAGGGUCACGUCGAUAUUUGGUUGGAGCUACAUGUGAACGGCGGACACUCAUCAAUCCCGUUCCCACAUACAGGUAUCGGCAUGAUGUCUGAGAUUGUCAGCCAGCUUGAAUCACAUCCAUGGGAGCCAAAGCUUAUCAAGGACUCCCCGAUUCAUAACCACUUUGUCUGCCAGGCGAAAUACUCACCUGAGGCCGACCCUAAGAUCACUAAGCUAAUCAACAAGGGAGACCUGCAAGGUCUAGCUGAGGAGCUUGUCACGAUCGACCGAGCUACCCAAUAUCGCAUCCAGACUUCACAGGCGAUAGACUAUUUCAUUGGCGGAGUGAAGAUCAAUGCCAUGCCCGAGUCUAUCCGGAUAGGGGUCAACCACCGCAUUGCGCCGCAGGACUCGAUACCCAAGGUCAAAGCGAACAUCCUGGAGCAGAUCAAGCCCAUUGUGAAGAAGUUUAGCCUGAAAGUCAGUGCGUUUAAGGGCGAAGAGCUGAACCCAGAUUUUAAGUUGGACGAAAGCCUGGAAGAUGGCCAAGUAAACCCGAUGUACGAGGUUGACUACAACGGCACGCUCAUCUUGACCUCGUCCCAACGCACCCAGGUCGCUCCCAUCUCGCCCACAUCCGGUCCGGUCUGGGACGUGUUCUCAGGCACCGUUCAGCACACGUUCGCUUUUUAUGGUGGAAAGGUUGUUCCUGUCGGAGAGCUGAUGACUGGCAAUACUGACACUCGUCAUUACCUCAACUUAACCCCAAAUGUCUACCGCUGGACGCCAGUUCGCCAGGGCCACUCGCUCAAUGGGCAUACCGUGGACGAGCGCGUCGAUAUGUAUACACACCUGGAGAUUGUGAGCUUCUACUACGAUCUGAUCAGGAAUUUCGAUGCAUCGGAUGCUGCCGCUGUCGAGAGCAAUAAGCCAAAAAACUGA
Messenger RNA from Anthostomella pinea, 1719 nucleotides. The record is from the annotation of a GenBank genome assembly. NCBI's taxonomy places the organism in Eukaryota, Fungi, Ascomycota, Sordariomycetes, Xylariales, Xylariaceae.